Messenger RNA from Girardinichthys multiradiatus, 2216 nucleotides. RefSeq names its product hepatocyte growth factor activator (gene hgfac). Gene Ontology annotation, cellular component: extracellular region. Bases 241 to 2007 code for a protein of 588 amino acids. Gene Ontology annotation, biological process: zymogen activation; blood coagulation. NCBI's taxonomy places the organism in Eukaryota, Metazoa, Chordata, Actinopteri, Cyprinodontiformes, Goodeidae. The transcript is spliced from 14 exons. The record is from RefSeq and is a predicted model, not a curated record. Gene Ontology annotation, molecular function: serine-type endopeptidase activity.
GCUGCAGAGGAGGAACAGAGGGAACACCAGCCUGGAUACGGGAUGCUUUUGAGUUAGAUCAGUCAAAUGACGCAACAGGUUUACUCAUCGCAGCCUAAAACCGUGAGGGACAGGAUGAUACUUGCAGGGACUCCCGGGUCUCCCAUGACCGAGGGCUGGCUGAAGCUGACAGAUAUAACGUGACAGCUUCACGGACUUCAGGAAAUUAACCUCUCUGGACGCCAGAUGUAAACUUUCAGCAUGGCAUUCAUCACGCUGGCUUUUCUGUUAUUCGCUUUCAGCGGAGGAGCGCGCAUGUUGGUAUUUGGAUCUGAAAUAGCGCCGUCCAGUAAAGUUCUUACCACAUCUGGCAAAGAAUGUAAAUUCCCUUUUCGUCAAGGUGGAAGGAUUCAUCAACACUGCAUCACCAUCUCCAGCUCCAAACCAUGGUGCUCCCUUACACACAACUUUGAUCGGGACAGACAGUGGGGCUUCUGUGCUCAAUCUAGUGGGACAUCUCGUAGAGGACUUGAUCCCUGUCGGUGGAAUAAUCCGUGUCAGAACGGAGGUGUCUGCACAGCGAUCCCGCAAACAGGCUCUUUUCAGUGUUUGUGUCCAGAGACGUUUACCGGGAGUUGGUGCGAGCAAAAGAAGUGCUAUGAAGCAACACACCUGCGGCAUUAUGACAUUGGAGAGUCUUGGGGACGAAUUCACCUCCGUAACGUGGAACAGUGCACAUGUGAGGCAGGGGAAAUCAACUGUCAAAGAGUCCACUACACAAUGUGUCGCAGAAACCCUUGUAAAAAUCAGGGAACAUGUCGGCUGAUUACAUCCACCGGAAAGGAAGUGUGUUACUGCAAAAAUGGUUACAGUGGACCUAACUGCAGCCUUGUGCCAGAGACUGAGUGCUACAAAAGCAGGGGCACGGGCUACAGAGGAGUGGUGAACGCCACAGAGUCCGGCGCCAGGUGUCUGCCCUGGAACUCCGACCUGCUCUUUGACGAGCUCCAUCUAGGCACGGUGAAUGCAUCGGCCCUCAAGGGUCUCGGGGACCAUGCCUUUUGCAGAAACCCAGAUGGGGACAAGAAGCCUUGGUGCUACACGGUAACUGACAGCGCCAUCUCCUGGGAGUACUGCGACAUCCCCUCCUGCGUAAUGCCAGUUUCUUCUUCUCGAAGGAUUAUCACAUUGAACGCCCUGCCCAACAUAAAAAAGAACAACUCCUCUAAGCCAGCCAGAAAUCCUGUGUGCGGGGUAAAACACAAGAAGAGGUUAGCAGUAGCCAGGGGUCGGAUAUUCAGAGGAAACGCUGCCCUGCCAGGAACCCAUCCUUGGAUGGCAGCAAUUUAUAUCGGACCGUCAGAUUUCUGUGGCGGCAGUCUGAUCUCUUCCUGCUGGGUCCUCUCUGCUGCUCACUGCUUCUUCAGCAACCCCCUGAAGUCUCAGCUUCGUGUGGUACUCGGCCAGCACCACUUCAACGUCACCGGUCCCAACACUCAGACCUUUGCUGUGGAGGACUACAUCUUCCAAAAACAGUUCUCCACCUUUAAUCCGACACUACAUGACAUCGUUCUAAUCAAGCUGAAAAAGCAGGACGGGCGGUGCGUGAGGAAAACCCCGUUUAUCAGGCCCAUCUGUCUCCCAGAAAAAAGCAUGCAGUUUCCUGCAGGCUACUGCUGUGCUAUAACUGGCUGGGGACGCACGCGCGAAAAGGCAAAUGGUUACUCUACUCUGCAGGAGGCAGGAGUCAGGCUGGUUUCUCAUGACGUCUGCAAGAGGCCACAAGUGUACGGAAACCACGUCACUGACGACAUGAUCUGUGCGGGGCUCAGUGGAUGCGUGGACGCGUGCCAGGGCGACUCUGGGGGCCCCCUGGCUUGCGCGAAGGGUGAUGUCAGCUUCCUGUACGGGAUCAUCAGCUGGGGCGAGGGCUGCGACCAGCCAGGAAAACCUGGAGUUUACACAAGAGUGGUCAGUUAUCUCGACUGGAUCCAUUCAAUAAUCAAAGGCAAAAGCAGGACUUCAUGACAGCCCUAUACCUGGAAAUUUGAUGUACUAUCUGUGAUACUCUGUAGUUUAUAUAUUAUAUUUUACUUGUUGUAUAUUUUCAUAAUAUUUUUGGAAGUAUGUGAGAAACAUAUACUUUUUAACUGUGAAAUACAUUGUGAGUGAAUAAACUUUAAAUGACUUGACAAACCUUGUUUCUUUAAGAUUAAUAAAAAUGCUUUAUAACAAAA